CCGCUCAUCUCAAAUAUAUAUAACAGUAAGGAUACAUCUUCGGUGUCAUCAAGUGCAUCUUUGUACGGUUCAUUGUAAAAUGACAUCAAGAUUUAUUAUUCUUCUAAUAGUGUCAAUUAGUUUUAAAACUGUCACUGCAACGUUUGGAAAUGAACACGUACAUAUAAGGAUACACUUGAAAGAAAAAGAAAGCCAUGAUAGUCAUGGACCACCAGGAGGAGGUGGAGGUGAUCAUAUUGAAAUGAGUGGCCCAGGAGGCGGCUGGAGUGGUGCAGGUGGAGGCGGAGGUGGUGGAUACGGAGGAGGUGGAUUUGGUGGUGGUGGUGGUCAUGGAGGAGGAGGAGGUGGAUUUGGAGGUGGUCAUGGAGGAGGUGGAUUUGGUGGUGGUGGUCACGGUGGCGGACACGGUGGUGAUUUUGGAGGAUCUGGAGGUGACUCUUUUGGAGGAUACGGAGAUUCUGGAGGCGAUUUUGGUGGGCAUGGAGGUGGUGGAUUUGGUGGAUCUGAUUCACAUGGUUCUGGAGGUGAUUUUGGAGGUCACGGAGGAGGCGGAGGUGGAUCUGGAGGAUUUGGAGACUCUGGUCAUGGAGGAGAUAGUUACGGACCACCAUCGUCUAGUUAUGGACCACCUUCUUCAAGUUAUGGAGCACCAUCAUCAGGCCAUGGAUCACCAUCGUCUAGUUAUGGACACCAUCGUCUAGUUAUGGAGCACCCUCAUCAGGCCAUGGAGGAGGAGCUCCUUCUUCAAGCUAUGGAGCACCACCAUCAUCAAGUUAUGGAGCACCAUCGUCUAGUUAUGGAGCGCCAUCAUCAGGUGGCGGAGGAGGAGGAGGAGGAGGAGGAUGGUCAUCAUCAGGAGGUGGAGGCUUCUCAUCAGGUCACGGAGGAUCGCCAUCUUCAAGUUAUGGAGCACCACCAUCUUCAAGUUAUGGAGCACCUCCAUCACAAAGUUAUGGACCUCCUUCUACUAGUUAUGGAGUACCUUCUUCAGGAUUUGGAAGCAGUGGGCAUGGAGGCAGUUCAUCUGGAUUUGGAGGUCACGGAAGUUCUGGAGGUUAUUCUGGAGGAGGAGGAGGAGGAGGAGGUGGAGGUGGUCACGGUGGAUUUUCAUCAAGUUUCGGUGGUGGAUCUUCAAGUUAUUCUGGAGGUCAUGGUAGUUCUGGAGGAUAUUCUUCUGAAGGUCACGGUAGUUCUGGAGGAUAUUCUUCUGGAGGUCACGGCAGUUCUUCUUUCUCUUCUGGAUUCAGUGGCUCUGAUUCUUACUCUUCAGGUGGUAGCGGUGGUAGCUUUUCAGGAUAUCACAAAAAGUAAAAGUUGUGUAUAUAUAAGUUGAUAUUGUUAAAUCCUCGAGGCUACAA
Molecule: messenger RNA, 1358 nt
Organism: Cotesia glomerata
Lineage: Eukaryota; Metazoa; Arthropoda; Insecta; Hymenoptera; Braconidae
Product: glycine-rich protein DOT1-like
Exons: 6
Coding region: 80-1333 (417 amino acids)
Source: RefSeq, a predicted model, not a curated record